GCCCAGAAUCCUUUGUAAACGGCUAUGUACCGUACUGUGCCGUUGUACCGUGCGGUGCGACACCUCGAAUGGACACACGACGACCACAAGAGAAAAUUGCUGCAAAUCAAAAGAUUUUUCAGCACUCACCAUUGUCUCACAAUCCAAACUUUCACACUCUUUCACAUCAAUCAUCAAAAUGCAAUUCUCCAAAGCCGUCCUUUGCCUUUUGGCCUCCGCCGCUAGCGUCAACGCAUUCGCUCCUGCCCGUAAGUUGUCGUUAUUUCAUGCUGAAGGCCAGCAUAAUACACCCUGAUGAAUUAUGUCGUCGGAAAUCUGCAAUGACCCUUGAACGAUAUCGAUCUCUAACUUUACUUUUUCGAACAUGAUCUGUUACUCGUUCAGAAUCUUUCCGUGGCCUUCCUACCGCUCUCGAGGCCAAGAAGUCCAUCGAAGACUUGUCUGAUGAUGAACUUAAGGGAAAGAAGGUUCUUGUCCGUUGCGAUGUCAACGUUCCCCUCGACGGAAAGACUAUCACCGACGAUACCCGCAUCCGAUCCAGCAUCCCCACCAUCGAGUACUUGAAGAGUAAGGGUGCCGUCGUCACUGUCUGCUCCCACUUGGGACGCCCUGAUGGAAAGGAAGACAAGUUCUCCCUUGCUCCUUGCGCCGAGCGCAUGUCCGAACUCCUCGGACAGGAUGUCACCCUUGCCCCUGACUGCAUCGGUGAGGAAGUUUCCAAGGUUGUUGAUGCCGCCAGUGAGGGUGACGUCAUCAUGCUUGAAAACACCCGAUACUACAAGGAAGAGACCAAGAACGAACCCGAAUUCGUUGAGAAGCUUGCCGCUCCUUUCGACCUUUUCGUCAACGAUGCUUUCGGAACUGCCCACCGUGCCCACGCUUCCACCGAGGGUGUCACCAAGUUCUUGCAGCCAUCCGUGUCCGGAUUCCUUUUGGCUAAGGAACUCGAAUACCUUGAUGGAGCCGUUGCCAACGGAGAAAAGCCUAUGGUCGCCAUUGUUGGUGGAUCCAAGGUUUCCACCAAGAUCACCGUCUUGGAAGCCCUUCUCGACAAGUGCGACACUGUCAUCAUCGGAGGAGGUAUGGUUUUCACCUUCUUGAAGGCCAAGGGACUUGAAGUUGGUACUUCUCUUGUCGAAGACGACUUCGUUGACACCGCCAAGGAAGUCAUGGCCAAGGCCGACAAGCUCGGAAAGACCAUCCUUCUCCCUACCGAUAUCGUAGUUGCUGACGAAUUCUCCGCUGAUGCCAACAGCAAGGUUGUCACUGCCGAUGCCAUCCCUAACGGAUGGAUGGGACUUGACAACGGCCCAGAGACCACUGCUGCCCAAAAGGAGUGCCUCUCCACCGCGAAGACCGUCAUCAUGAACGGACCUAUGGGAGUCUUUGAAAUCGAGAAGUUCGCUAGUGGAACCUUCGACCUCGUCAACAUCCUUGCUGAUAUCACCAAGGAGAACGGAUGCGUCACUAUCAUCGGAGGAGGAGACUCUGUUGCUGCCACCGAACAAUCUGGACGUGCCGGAGACAUGAGCCACAUCUCUACCGGAGGAGGUGCCUCCCUCGAACUUUUGGAAGGAAAGGUCCUUCCUGGAGUUGCCGCCCUCAACGAGGCUUAAGCACUUUGCAGCAAGUCACAACGCGACACUGGAUAGGCCCCAACGUGCCAGGCCUUGAUAGAAGUGCGUUUGUGUUUGCCCUUUUCCCUAGUCGCUGCAGGGAAUUCGCAGCCUUGACAAAGAGGAAAUACAUUAUUCUGUAACAUCAUAGACUAUUCAAUUUUUUCCACGAUUCCGGUUAUUUGUUUUUCAUUUUAUCGUUCACUCUUAGAAGUAGACGUCAUCAUCAUGUCGUCCCUUGAAAUACAACCUUCACGUUAAA
This is a messenger RNA of Pseudo-nitzschia multistriata, 1878 nucleotides long. NCBI's taxonomy places the organism in Eukaryota, Bacillariophyta, Bacillariophyceae, Bacillariales, Bacillariaceae. The record is from the annotation of a GenBank genome assembly.